Molecule: messenger RNA, 5667 nt
Organism: Phascolarctos cinereus (koala)
Lineage: Eukaryota; Metazoa; Chordata; Mammalia; Diprotodontia; Phascolarctidae
Gene: DOK7
Product: docking protein 7
Biological process (GO): positive regulation of protein tyrosine kinase activity; neuromuscular junction development
Molecular function (GO): protein kinase binding
Source: RefSeq, a predicted model, not a curated record
CUCCCUCCCUGUCCCUGUCCAGGGCCCUAAUAAAGCUAUUUUGAAAGUGACCCAGUCGGUCUGGCUGCCCGAGCGCCCAGAGGGGGAGAGCUCGAGGAGGGAGAGGCCGGAGCUGAGGGCGCAGCUGUUUGGAACCAUGACUGAAGAUGACGGAUUCGGUGGUGGUGGAGGGUCAGGUCAAAUUGAGAGAUGGAAAAAAGUGGAAAACUAGGUGGCUGGUGUUGCGCAAGCCCUCCCCGGUAGCAGACUGCCUGUUGAUGUUGGUAUACAAGGACAAAUCUGAAAGAGCCAAGGGUUACAAAGAGAGGAGCAGUGUGACUCUAGAGGACAUCUGUGGCCUCGAUCCUGGUCUCCUCUACGAGGGCUUGACUCACACUCUAGCCAUCAUUUGCCUGUCCCAGGCUGUGAUGCUAGGUUUUGAAAGCAAGGACACAAUGUAUGCCUGGGAUAUCCGGAUCCGCUACUCUUUGGGGGAAGUCCACAGGUUUCAUGUGGCUGUGGCACCAGGCACCAAGCUGGAAAGUGGACUGGCUACUCUUCACCUCUGCAAUGAUAUUCUGGUGCUGGCUAAAGACAUUCCUCCUGCUGUCAUGGGUCAGUGGAAGCUCUCUGACUUGCGGCGUUAUGGGGCUGUGCCAAAUGGCUUCAUCUUUGAAGGCGGGACCAGGUGUGGGUACUGGGCUGGUGUAUUUUUCCUUUCUUGUGCAGAAGGAGAGCAGAUCAGCUUUCUUUUCGACUGUAUCGUCCGGGGCAUCUCCCCCACGAAAGGCCCCUUUGGCCUGCGUCCUGUCCUCCCAGAUCCAAAUACAAACCCAUCAUCCAUGGAACAGAGAGUGGCCCAUGAAGCACUACAGCUAGAGAAGAGGCUCAGUCUUCUUUCACAUUCGAGUCGUCCGGGAAGUGGAGGAGAUGACAGGAGUUUAUCCAGUUCUUCGUCAGACACCAGCCACUCAGAUGCCAGUGCUGGGAGCCGGCUCACUCUCUGGCCCGAGCAGUCCUCGGCCAGCACCUCCCAGGAGAGCCAGGGGCUGGCAGCUGCUAAGUCUUUCCAGCUUGGGGAAGACAAGGCCCACGCGGAGGCUGCCCAUGGUGCCGCCAAGCCACUGCCCAAGCCUCUCCGGCCCAGACAGCUCCAGGAAAUCGGCCGCCAGAGCUCUUCUGACAGCGGAAUAGCCACAGGGAGUCACUCGUCCUACUCUGGUAGCUUCUCCUCCUAUGCUGGGAGCCUGGACAUCUGCCACGGUGACGAGUUUGGCUCCCUGCUCAGCUUGCCUUUGAACUUUGCUUCAGAACAGAGCUUGUGCACCUGCCAGCCCAGUGAGCCCCACGGGGGCCUGGAGUAUCAGGUUCCCAGCUCUUUCCGACAUCUCUAUGACACACCCAGGAGUGUAUUACAAGCAGCUGCUAAGGAUGCUCAGCGUGGUGGUGGUGCAGAUUCCACGGGACCCAAGGACCAGGCCCCAGGCCCUCAACAGGCCAGUGACCCCAAAGCAGCACCCGCCCCACCCUUGGAGGCAGGAGCUGCCUCUGAGCCUGACCAAGACUUAGGGGGGCCCGCCGCUUCCCUUGCUGAAGGCACCAAAGACUUGGGUGAUGAGACUUAUGCAGAUUUUCUUUCCAGGUGGUCAGGCAUCAAACCUCCAGGACAGGUGUUAGAAUCCCCAAGUAGUGAGUCGGUUUCACCUAGUGGAGUGUCUGCUGAGCCUUGUGAAAUGUGUAGCCCCCGCCCCGGGGCUCCAAGAGCUUUCUUUACAUCAUGUCCAGUCUGUGGUGGACUCAAGGGAGCAGCUCUUUUUCCCCUGAGACUCUUCCCAGCACCCUCAGGAGAAAGACCACGCAGCGAGACCCCUACCUAUGUGAAUAUUCCCGUCAGUCCCACUUCCAAGAAGCAGCUUCACUACAUGGAAUUGGAGCUUCAGGAACCUAGCCCCGGAAUAAGAGGGGCUGGAGCCACCCGGUAUGCCCAGAUUGAUAUCACUGCCACCGAGACAGCGCACAAAGUGGGUGCCCAGCAUGCGCAGACCCGGGAGGAGCGUCUACAGGAACUGGAGCAGAAGCAAAAAGGGGCCCAUCAGUGACCAGCCUGUCGAGAGCUAACGCAGGGCUGCCUUGUUGGGGCUUCCGGGCACUUCUGGGAGGGCUCUGUCUUCUCCUCUUUGGGGUGUGCCACCUUCGGAUCCAACUGUGGCACCUUGCACUCAGACCAGGUGCCUCCUAGACACCUCGCUCAGACAUAGACAAGCAGGUGGUGGUGGCGGUACACCAUGGGCUGAAUAUUUUUCCAGCUAGUAACAUGGUGGUCAGAGGAUCAAUGUUGGGGUAAUGGGAACCCUCAGGUUAGUUUCUUGUCUCUAGAUCUCUGUGUCCCCUUGGAGACAGCAACAUGGUAAAGCUGGAAGAACACUCCCGAGAGCUGGUGUCAGAGCACUGGGUUUGAAUCUUUGCUGGGCUGUGCGACCAUGGGCAAGUUAGUCACCUUCUCUGGGCCUCAGAUUUUCAUCUGUAACAUGAAGGCAUUGGACUAGAUGAUCUCUGAAGCCCCUUUUAGCACAAAUUCCCAUGACGGAAUGUGGAGGGGGGCAUGCCGCAAAGCUGAAUGAUCAUGCACAGAGAGACAGCACUCAUCCCACAGCAGGAAGUGCCCAGAAAAUGCUAAAUAGUAUGAUGGAAACUGAGUGAGACAGCGUGAGACAGCUUUGGCCCUUGGACCCAUGCACGUCUUGCCAUCUCUGUGUGGAAUCAUCCUGAAAGCAGGGCUGGAAUUCCAGCCUGGAGGUACUGGGUUUGGUGGUUUUUCCCCCCUUCAUUUCUCUCCGGUGGAGAAGUCCCUAGUGACUGCAGGGAAAAACCCUUCAAAAGCAAAUAACAUGUAUCCAAGCUGUUUCAGUUUAAAAAAUAAUAAUAAAAAAGGACAGAAAGUGCCACCAGCAACUCACCAAUAAUCCUUUGAGGAUAGUCACCGGAGGCUGAAGGCACAGGCUGCUGAUGAGAGAAAAACUGCAGUUUUGCACAUUUUUUCAGGGGUGGAUUGGGGUGAAUGUUGGCAUAUCUGCACUGGAACCUUGGCUCUGUCCUUACAUAGAUAAUGGGGAUGAUGAUGAUCACUGCCCUGCCCUGCCUCCUUCACAGGGCUGUUGUGAGGAUCAAAUUAGAUAAUGUGUGUAAGGCACUUUAUAAUCCAUAAAGUGUUAUUUCAAGGUGAGCUAUUUAUUAUGAUUAAUUAUUGCUGUUCUUUAUAGAUUGACAGUUCAUCUGUGGGGGUACCUCCUCCAUGCAGAUCCUGACUCCUCUGUGCCUUAAAAAUUCCUCUGCUUCAUGGCACCCCAUUCGGUGAUGGGCCCUCUCCAUGCUUGGCUCAGCUCAUCUUCAGACAACAAAGAGAGAGGUCAUCAAUGGGCUGUGGGAAGGCUCUGCACAGGGGAGAACUCCAGAGCCCAGAGGACGCCCCCAUGCUAUGAUGGAGAAUUAGAAUGGAAGGUUCUUUUGAUGAGACGGUGGUUGUGUCAGUAGCAGGGAGUUUCCUGAUAGACACAUAGGUACAACCGCCAUUGAGACCCCAUCUGGGUAGCACCACUUCCUUUAUUUUUGUGGCAUUGACUCCUUGGGCGGAUAGACAGGAACCUUUCACGUUAGAGUUUAGGCUGGUUUAUUUUACCAGAUCCCAACAGUGGCAUUCAAAAGUCUGAGUUUCAGUCUGAGUUACCAUUUGAAUAGCGUUAAGUAAUUUCUUCCUGCUGUCUUAUAAGGCAUUAGGACCUAACAUCAUGGACUUUCUCAUGUGUAUAGGUAUUAAUAGACUGCAUUGUAUCUUAGGAAAGAACUAAACUGUUUUUUAAAUGAAGAGAAUUUUAAAAAAUGCUCCCUGCAUGAUAGUAGGCCCAAAUGGUAAAAGCCUGUCCUGUACAUGUAUAUUAGAGGAAGCCUAUAAUUUAUCUGAUUGUAAUUGCUUCUUGGGACCUAUUCUAGUGGCUCGUGUAAAUAGUUUUAAAUCCUUGAUAUAUUUUAAAAUGCAUAUUAUUUUCUUGUUGGAAAGUGGUGUUCUCUUUUGUAAUGUUUUCUUGUGUCUUUAUAUGUGAUUUUGGCUUUAUCUGUUCUCCACACGACUCAGAGCUGACAUUAGGUAUUUACACUGCUUUACACUGUAGGGGCAACGCAGAUUCUAGGCUUGUGGGGGUCUUCUGUGCCCUCACAACAGGCAGGUGGAAGAAUGACUUUUCUGAUGUGAUAAAUCAUGGUUACUCACCGCGGUGUCAAACUUCAAGGAAUUCGAGUUUUUAAAUCCCGGCUCUCUGACGAGGGCUGUGUGACCUGGGGAACGCAUUCGAUUUCUCUGUGCCUAGGUUUCAGUGCUUACCUACCUGACAGGGGUGGUAGGUAGAUUAACGAAUGUGCAAAGUGCUAGAACUAUUGGAGUGUUCUUAAGACUCAAGACCAUUAUAUGUGGAAUACAAUAUCACAAAACUUUUUAAUGGAUUGACAUUAUUUAUGAUGAAUAUGGACUGGCCCUAUGUUACACAGGGUCUCCAAUGUAAUAGCUUUUAGGGUCAUCCCUGAUUUCAUUUUCUUGAAGGGCUCAAUAAAGCAAAAUUCAAAUGCUUAUUUGAAGUGACAACUAGCAAAGUAUUUGUCCACAUGCAUAUGUUGGGGAGAUGAGGAAAUUGUGACCAAGGUAGAGGUACAGGAAUGAGACAAACCUGGUCACUAGCUGGUGGUCUUUAUAUCGGUCUGAAUUUUAAAAUACUACCACAACAGCCUCUUCAACUGAAUUAGCCCCGUGUUAGCUGUAAGAGUUGGAGGAGAAGAAUGUAUGUGACGCUACGGAAAGAUUGUUGGCCUGGAAGAUAGGAGUCCUGACCACUACUAGCCAGAGCCCCACCAUUGUGUAACCUUGCACCAGUCACUUCCCCUCGGCCUCAAUUUCCUCAUUUAGAAAAUGGGGGUAUGAGUGACAGAGAGAAUUGUGACACACUCUCUGAUCCCUUCCAGCAUGAAGAGUCUAGGAUUAUUUGUAAAUGAUCCUACUGCUCCAUUUUAGGCACAAGCAGAAAACCCACCUAUCAGAAUGGUCAUUUUCACUUUUCUUGCCCAUGCAAAGAAAUUAAGAAAUAUCUGAGAGAUGGAAAAUUGAAAGCAUCUAAGAGGUGGAAAGAUGAAGAGGAAACAGAAGCCAGAUCAUCUACAAGGUGGACAUAUUCUCUCCUACCUCCUGGUUAAAUGGGAACUAGCUAUUAAUGGAAUUGAUACACACAAAAGUGAAUAUAUUUUGCAAUAAGAUAAUAUUUAUAAAGUGCUUAGAACAGUGCCUGGCACAUAGAAUAAACAUCAAUAAAUCUUCCUUCCUUCCUUCUUUUCUUCUUUCUUUCCUUCUUUCUUGCGUACCUAGACUUCUAAUAUCCCUUCUGACUAGGAUUCUAUGAUUUCAUUAGAAGAAAAAUAAUAGUUUCUUCAAGAAUUAGACCUUAUAUUCUAAGGUUCUCACCCUGAUGGACACAGGAUUUUAUCAUGUCUUCUUUAACAACAGUUCUGCUGGAUUCCCGAAAGCCAAAUAUAUGGCUAAAGGAGUCAAGGAAGGCAGGGGAGCAUUCUCAGAUUCUUUCCUUGACUACAAGUGCAUCUGAAAGUCAGCUCACUUCUCAGUUGACGGAAACAAGGGCAGGUAAUAAAGGA